AAAUCAGUCAGUUACAAGAGGUUACUAGAGAAAAUUCGGUGCAGAUUACUUUCCAUCCCAAGCAACGCCUACAGUAAGGGGUUCAAGGCCUUUGCCGUGUCGACGCAAGUCAAACCGGCUUUGGUAUAUAUAUGCCUUCAAGACGACGUCAUCAAUCCGUUCAUUCUUACGCGGACCGUCUCGGGAACUCUAGAGUAGUUCGAGUCUGAACAACAACCUCCCUCUUCCCCUUUCAUUUCAUUGUCCCCUACACGACACUUAUCGUCAUGUCUCAGUCCGAGAUUCGCGAUGCCCGUCGGCCCUCUCAGGCCGAGAAUCAGACCAUUCUCAAAUCUGAGAUCCCUUUGAAAGAGCGCUUUUUCCGUUACUUUCAACAUGAGAUCACUGCUCUGCAAGAACAGAUGGACCGUCUCGCGGAUACCUCUCUUGUGGGAGGAGAACGGACGGAUGCGACCGACCACUGCCUAGCUGGCAUUGCCCGAUUGUCCAACGAAGUCAAGGACGCAGCGAGCUAUAUCCCCACAUAUGAUCAGCGCAUAUAUGCGGAAGCUAUCAAGGCCCUCCAGGAUAAGCUAGUUGAGACUCGGGCGACGGUCGAGCCGCGCCCUAAGUUCAGCUUCAAGACUAAGAAAAAUGCUUCGGCAAUUUCCUUGUCUGAUGCGGCCAACAUAGUUUAUCAUGGUCGGAGUAUGCCUGGAUACCUCUCGCCGGGAACAUCCUCAGUGGAUUCAUCCGCCGCUCAGACCCCCAAUUAUCCCUCUACGCCGUUGAAUGAGCCGGAUCGUAUCCUGCAACCAAGAGCAGAAAUUGCCCCGACUUCUUUCCCAGCUCUCCCGACCAUUGAUGUGGACGACGGUGAAGACAAGUCGAGGAACGAGAAGGGUAAGGCCUUUGCGGCCACUGCUGUGUCAUCUGUGUCCGUGAACAACCAUGUUGGGCUCCAUAUCAUGCUUCCAUCCUCCGGUUCGACGGCUACAGUGCCUGCCUCUAUCACGUCCUUACGCCAUUGCGUCGUGGACAUGUCCAUCCCCACUGCCAACGGCAAGCCCUACGCCAGUCUAACGAUCAAGGGCGUCAAAGAGAGCCUGCUAGUUUGCGGACAGAUUAACGGUCCAGCCCACAUCACCGAUGUGGAAAACACUACCAUCGUAGUGACCUGCCGCCAAUUCCGCAUGCACAACUGUUCUAACGUGGAUGUGUACCUGAGCGCAUCCAGCAACCCGAUUAUUGAGGACUGCACCAAUAUUCGAUUUGCCCAGAUACCAAGAGUAUACGCUUUGGACCAUGACCACCCGGACAGUGAAGACCACUGGAGCCAGGUUGAAGAUUUCAAAUGGAUCAAGCCCGAACCCAGCCCUAAUUGGAGUUUGAUUCCUCGUGAGAGCGCGGUCCCCGAGGAAGUAUGGGCUGAAAUCGUUCCUGGUGGCCCAGGAUGGUCCCUAGACGACAUUCUACGCGCGAUUAACAUUGCCAACUAGUGACUACUUUUCACACCUGGCAUGCAAAUAUUCUGUCAUAGGUUAUGAAACGUUUGACGCAGAUAACGCACUUUGACUAGGGAUCUCUACACCAUUUAGUCGAUCCAUCUGGUUGCCAUUAUGUUCUCGUUCAGUUCGGAGGCCGAGUUGUCUCCUUUAUCACAUGUCAGUUGACUUUCUAAUUUACUAUGCUAUGAAAUUCCUGUGAACUGCGCACAUCAAGAUUGCAUUUAUGGAACGGGGCGUUUUUGGCCAACCCAUCUCUUUCCACUCUUACUCUUUCGCUUGUACUUGUAUAUGGUGCAGGCAUCAAUCAGAACACCGACAGCAUGUCGGUUAUUACAUAUUGUUAAUUCAUUGCUUCAAUGCUUUAAUGGACAUAAUCAUGAACAACAAAAUCGAUCUACCAAUCUAUCAAGGAAUAUAUACAC
Aspergillus caelatus is the source of this 1909-nucleotide messenger RNA. Its product is annotated as putative tubulin-specific chaperone c. The record is from RefSeq and is a predicted model, not a curated record. The transcript has 5 exons. Lineage: Eukaryota; Fungi; Ascomycota; Eurotiomycetes; Eurotiales; Aspergillaceae. Bases 267 to 1478 code for a protein of 403 amino acids. Gene Ontology annotation, cellular component: cytoplasm. Gene Ontology annotation, biological process: post-chaperonin tubulin folding pathway; tubulin complex assembly.